UAAUCUAAUGAAUCGUGAUUUCACAAGUAAUGACUAUGAUUUACUACUGUCACUUGAUGAUAAUAUAAAUAACAAAGGUGCAACAAACACUGAAAUUAUAAAACUACCAGUCCAUAAAAUUGAUAAAAAUCAAGCCACAAACCCCGAAAAUAAUGGUCCAACUACCAAUGAAACAUGUUGUAUUUGUUUAUGCGAAAUGGAGAAUGGUGAAGAGGUGAGAACACUUCCAUGUAAACAUUUCUUCCAUGUUACUUGUAUCGACCAAUGGCUUAAAGUAAAUAAAGUUUGUCCUGUAGAUAAGAAAGCAAUAAAUUAAAAUUCAAUAUAGUUGGAAAUAUGUAUAUAAAGUAUAUUGUGUAAAUAUUUAUAAGAUACAUCAUUUCUAUGUUAUUUCGCUACCAACAAAAAAAUAAAUAAAAAAAAAAAAAAUAAAAAAAAAAAAAAAAAAAAAGUUAUUAUUUGUAAAUAAUAAUAAACACCUCUUUAAAGAU
Dictyostelium purpureum is the source of this 491-nucleotide messenger RNA. RefSeq lists its product as uncharacterized. Gene Ontology annotation, cellular component: nucleoplasm. The record is from RefSeq and is a predicted model, not a curated record. NCBI's taxonomy places the organism in Eukaryota, Evosea, Eumycetozoa, Dictyosteliales, Dictyosteliaceae. The transcript has 2 exons. Bases 8 to 316 code for a protein of 102 amino acids.